CUUCCAAUGCGCUUCCAUCCGGUUUGAGGCCUUACAGUAUAUCGUUUCGAAUAGUGACGGAAGGAAGCCAAAUUGGUAGAACACGGUCAUACUGAGCAAUUAAAUACCUUAAUCAGAACCAGCCACGCUUAGGAUUCCUCAAAUCUGAAAAUAUGUUGAGUCCCAACCACGAAAGUGAAGAGAAGGAGGGCCAAGAUAGCACACAAGCCAUCAGAGAGAACGAUGGAGGCAACGAAGCUGCUCCUGCCACUGUAAAUCCUCAGCAAGUAGUAGUAUCCAAUACUUACACAACCAACGUCAAUCCAAACAAUCCUCUGCCCUUGGAUUGGACGAAGAUGGGAGAGGGUCACACAGCCGAAGAUUUGAUGCCUGCGAGAUGCCCCCAUGAUGUAGCGAUAUGGUCACCGGAGGACACGGACAUUUGCCUUGUGGGCACCGCAGGACAAAAGAUCACGCUAUUGGGUGACGACUUUUCCGACCCAGAGCGAACAAAUCUCUCGGAAUUGAUUUCCUUGGUGCUGCGAUCUCAUCUCAUAAAAGAUAUGUCGGGGAUUGGGUGCCUGCCAAAACUGGAAAAGCUCGAACUUUAUGAUAACAUGGUCCAAGCCCUUGACGAGGAGAGCUUGAAAGGAUGUGGCCCUUCUACUUUAAAGAUUUUAGAUAUGAGCUACAAUUCAAUCCGAAGCAUGACACCUGUGGAAUUUUGCAAUGGAGAAACACUGACGGAAUUGUACCUCGCCAACAACAAGCUAAAAGAAAUCAGUGGCAUCAAACACUUGAAGAGUUUGCGCAAGUUAGACUUGGGUGCAAACAAAAUUCGAGUUCUUAGUAAAGAUGAGCUAUCCGGAUUGGAUAGUUUAGAAGARYUAUGGGUUGGAAAGAACAAAAUCGUGACUCUUGAUGGAAUCCAGUCGUUGACAAAAUUACGACGCCUAGACGUCCAGUCGAAUCGAUUGACCUCCCUCUCCAACGAAGAUGGUAUUUGUUAUUUGAAUUCGCAACGAGAAAAUCUCGAAGAACUAUACCUGGGUCACAAUGGCCUUGACGAUGACGGUAUUUCGGGAUUAAUAUCUCUUACGGGUCGUGGUGGUAGCACCAUAAUGUUCCCGAAGUUGAAUGUUUUGGAUCUGAGCCGCAAUCGAUUGAAAACCACCGCUGCAUUGGUGGUCGACGCUAAGAACGAUAAUGUUUUUGCAGAAUGGCCGAUGCUAGAGGAAUUGUGGUUGUCGGGAAACGCAAUCGAAAACUUUGAAGCCGUUUACCCGUUGAAGGAAGCAUCCGAUCGCAAGCAUUUGCCACUAUUGGAAACCUUGUAUUUAGAGUACAAUCCCGUGGGGAAGGAGUUCGAAUAUCGCAAGAAAUUGGCUGAGUUCAUACCUUCGCUGGAUCAAAUUGACGCGACAAAGAUUCGAGGAUAUGGUAGUGUCCCUGUGCCGUUGGGCGCUGGUAUUGUAGGCACAACAGAAGAGCAACUUCGGCAAUUCCAAGCGGCGGCAUUUAAAAGGGCCGAACAACAACGACAAAACGCUUGAAUUCAUGAAUGAAGUACUGGCGACAUUAUUGCGAAUUUUUUAAAUAUUGGAUGUUGACGACUGAAUACGUCUUGUAUGGUCAGAUGCAUUUGAUAUGGAUCCGUUUGAAGGGUGCAACUAAAUUAAUUAUAUGAUU
This is a messenger RNA of Pseudo-nitzschia multistriata, 1668 nucleotides long. The record is from the annotation of a GenBank genome assembly. Lineage: Eukaryota; Bacillariophyta; Bacillariophyceae; Bacillariales; Bacillariaceae.